AUAACUUUCCGUAAUAAACAAACUCCAUUCCUUGUUUAACGCAGUUCCCUACUUCUUAGUGAGUAAGAAACAACAAAACAAGCCUCUCUAGAAAACUCGCAUUUCUCUCUUCUUGUUCAAAAACAGCAACAACAAAAAAUGCAGAACCUCCACCAUAACCCCACCGCACACGAAUCCGACCCACAGCUACCACAAAUAAGAAUCCAUCAUCCAUCCUCACCUCGCCACCAGUCCGCAGCUACACCCACCCCCACCGCCGGCGCCCGCCGUAAAAUCGGCGUCGCCGUUGACCUCUCUGACGAAAGCGCGUACGCCGUACACUGGGCUGUCCAGCACUACAUCCGUCCUGGAGAUGCCGUGAUCCUCCUCCACGUCAGCCCUACCAACGUCCUCUUUGGCGCAGAUUGGGGUUCCAUCGAUCUUUCCAUCAACACCGACCCUAACUCCGAAGAAGAAACCAUCAACGUUGUCAGCACCAACAAUAAUGAUAAUAACAGUAAAACGAAGCUUGAAGAUGAUUUCGACGCUUUCACGGCGUCGAAAUCCGCCGAUCUUGCUAAACCGCUUCGCGAAGCGCAGAUUCCGUACAAGAUCCAUAUUGUGAAGGAUCAUGACAUGAAGGAGCGGUUGUGUCUCGAGGUCGAGCGUCUCGGCCUCAGCGCUGUUAUUAUGGGGAGUCGUGGAUUCGGUGCUGCACGCCGUGGCAGUGAUGGGAAGCUUGGAAGUGUUAGUGAUUACUGUGUUCACCAUUGUGUCUGCCCUGUUGUUGUUGUUCGCUAUCCUGAUGAUAAGGAUGCUGCUGAGGCUGUUAUUGCUGUCAAGGAAAGUGAUGAGGGUGAGGCUGUUAUUACGCCUGUCACCCUUUCUCAUGAACAUAAGAAAGAAGAUUAAUGGGAAGCCAAUUCAUCACUUCAAUUCUGUCUCUGCAGAAUGUACCUGAUCCAAAAGGAAUGUGUGGAUAUGGUUGUAAAGGGCUCUCUUUCUCUUGUCAGGUUGUACUUUAAAAGCUUUUCCUGGAUGUUAACUAUGGAAAUAUUAUGGAUGGUUUUAUUUGGCUUGAUAUGAUUCUGGUUCCUUUAGGUUGUUGGAAGAUUGUUUGUGGUUCUCAAGUGACAUACUCUUUCAUGUAGAUGUACAAGUUUGCCUGUGACUGUUUUCGGGGUUAUAUUCCCAUUCUGUAUGUGGGUAAUCGGAUUAUCUUGAUGAGCACUUAAUUUUAUAGAACUCUGUAUCUGUUCAUGGAACUAUGAGUAUUUUGGGUUCAGCACCCUUAUCCGUUGUUGAAAGUUCAAACACAUUAACUAUAUGCUAAGAUAUUGUUGAUAACAA
Cicer arietinum (chickpea) is the source of this 1329-nucleotide messenger RNA. Its product is annotated as universal stress protein PHOS32. Lineage: Eukaryota; Viridiplantae; Streptophyta; Magnoliopsida; Fabales; Fabaceae. The record is from RefSeq and is a predicted model, not a curated record.